AAAAUUUAAUUACUAGUUCCAGACGAAAACAUAUUUAUUGGAUUACGCGUACAAAAAUUUGGAAAUCCGACGACUAACAUAUAUAACUUCGUUGACGGCCAUAAAACCAUAGAAGUUACAGACAUAGAAGGGGCAAUGCGUGCCUUGGUGGUGUCGAUAUGGGUGUUUAUAAAUUUAGUAUUUUUUGGAAUGUGCGGAUACAUGUAUCUGUUAUGGUCGCAAUAUUGGCUCUACAUUGAGAGGCAAGCAACAGCAACAACAUCAACUUAUGAUCAGCAAAUUUUCUUCUAUAAUCGGGGUUUCUACCCAAAUAAUACGGGAAAUUCAUUGGAUUUGAAGUCAAGACAAAAGCAUUCGAUUUUUAAGGAAAAUUCAACUGUACUCUUAAUAAAAAAUAGCAAACCAAGAUUCCCAAAUCUUCAACCAAAAGAUUUUGAGCUUGAUGCGAAACGGUACGUGUGCUUAAAAAAUGAUAGCUCAACAAACUGUGAUAAAAAGACGGCUGAGUUUAAAGAGAAUAUAGUCAAUGAGCUGAGAAGAGUAUUCACGGACGAAAGUAAUAUUCUUAGGAUGGGAAAACAAAACCCUUAUAAUGUUCACUUUAGAGGGUUCCGAGGAAAUUUUUUAGAGAAACCGCCUGAGAAAGUAUUAUGUCAGUUACAUGACACUGCUCUACGUACGCUUAAACGAGGUGAUGUAAAACAUCAUCCGCUCAAGGAGUUUAUUCCCAAAAGAGCGCUUUUCGAAAAUAAAAGGUUUAAUAGCUGUGCAAUAGUUGCUAGCGCUGGAUCUCUUAAAGAUUCCAACCUUGGCUCAAUUAUAGAUGCUCAUGAUCUUGUAUUAAGGUUUAACAAUGCUCCUACCAAAGGCUUUGAAGCAGAUGUCGGAAGUAAAACCACGAUUCGUCUGUUAAAUUCUCAAGUUGUAACGAAGUCUCAAUUCAAUUUUUUAAAGGCAAACCUGUACAAAAAUAUAACCAUAGUAGCAUGGGACCCCAGCAACUAUUCCUCUACCAUAAACGAAUGGCUAGAAAAACCAGAGUUUAAUUUAUUUACUAAUUACAUGGCAUUUAGAAAAACGGAUCCCAAGUCUAGAACAUUCCUUUUAAAUCCGAGCAGUGUUUGGGAGGUCUGGGAUUUUCUUCAGAAUAAUUCACCGAGCAUGCUACGGCGUAAUCCCCCUUCAUCAGGAUUUUUGGGUCUUCGUUUGCUGUUACCGUUCUGCAGCUUCGUAGACGUUUUUGAAUACGUUCCUUCGGCGAGAGUUACCAGGAGAUGCCACUACUAUGAUCCUGAAGACAAUCCUUCCUGCACAUUUGGCGUGUGGCAUCCUUUGGCAGCAGAGAAGUUAUUGGCCCUGUAUAUUAAUACAGCAGACGAUAAAGCAGUAUUUCAAACUGGAUAUAUACGAAUUUUAGGCUCAAAAAUGGCAAAAUGCCCCUGAAUAUUGUAAAUAGUAACGUUUAAAUUUUUUUCCUUAUCCAUUGAGUAGAUUGAUUAUUAGAUAACUAAAAAUAAAAAAGUACCGUUUGUCAGAAA
Messenger RNA from Diabrotica virgifera virgifera (western corn rootworm), 1538 nucleotides. RefSeq names its product beta-galactoside alpha-2,6-sialyltransferase 1 (gene SiaT). The transcript is spliced from 5 exons. NCBI's taxonomy places the organism in Eukaryota, Metazoa, Arthropoda, Insecta, Coleoptera, Chrysomelidae. Gene Ontology annotation, molecular function: sialyltransferase activity. Bases 136 to 1443 code for a protein of 435 amino acids. The record is from RefSeq and is a predicted model, not a curated record.